AUGAUGUUCAACGCAGCAGUGGUGGGUAGAUGCGAUAUACGAAACAUUCGAUCCCUUGAGGUCGACUUCCUCUCAUCGGCUUCAACUGAGCUGUACGCAGCGCAAUAUCGAACGAGCUCCUUUUCAGUAUCUGGCUAUGGCCUGGCGCAUCCUCCUUUUGCCCAGGCAGUGCUGAAUACAACCAGGUGGUAUUGCAUGGCAUCGUUGCCCAUCCAUACAUGCGAUCAGCCGUACAUAGCUUGCAGGAACACCAAGGUUUUGUCCAAGGAAAAUGAUGAGCGCAUACGAAUGGGAGCGGAAGAACUUGCCUCUGUGGCCAAAUGCCAGAUUGACCCGCAAGCAAUCCCAUAUCGGAUCUACUCCACGUAUCACCCGUCACGUUUUGUCAUCAUCUGCGGCCUGCGAUCCAUCAUUGGCAUUCCCAACGUUGCGUCACAACCGUCAGGGCUCAUCCACUCCAUAUCAACUCGACCCAAUUCGGAUCUGAACCACAUUGUAAGAAUCACAAGGGCAGUGGGCAGAUCUGACUCAUACUACCCUUGGGGCAAGAACAAGGCUUUUAGGGCCCUCCUUGCCGAGCGUGAUAGGGGCGAUCUGCCAGGCAGCAUCUGUCUGUUGGUGGCCGAGUCUGGGGCAAGAGGCCCGUUGGCCCGGCUCAGGGAUGUGACCUUGGACUACGACAACUCUCCCAAGUUGUCUGUUUAUCUGCACACCUCAUCCCGGGUGAUACCGAUUCUCAAGAAAGAAGACGGUGGCUUGGUUGUUGACUAUCUCCUCGAGAGCUUUCCCCGAGGACCUACGACGUGGCGCACCAUCGAUUGGGACCAGCGCCGGUAUAUCUCGACGAGUAUCCCCGAGGAGGUUGACAUUGGUGGUGGCGAUGAAGAAGUGGAAGAGCGAAUCACCCAAGCUCUGGCUGACCUCGUCGACCAGCUUGACCCCGAUGUUAACCUCGUGAACUUCUCGAUCGACGGUCAUCUUAUCUCGACCUCGUCGGAUUCAAGAGACGACUCCGCUCUGACGCCUCUUUAUUGCCCCGUCGAAAUGAUACCGGAGAAUUACAUGCGCGGUCGUGUUGUCUCAAGGGAUGACCUUGUUGAGAUUGAGAGACUGUCCCCGUGUGUGGAUCUUAUCACUUAUAGAUCCCAGCCCGGAUCAAGGGCCGUGUUCAAGUAUCAGUUCCACCAUGAGCAAGCACUGAGGAACUGGCACGAGCUCAACUGCUGGCUGAGGCUCAGCGGGCACCCAAAUAUUGUGCCCUUUGACUGUGUGGUUACGGAUUACGAAAACGUCCCGAAUUACGGCACUAUCCAAGUUGUCGUUGGCUUCACAUCAGUAUUCGUACCAGGCAUGACACUGCAGGAUAACCCUUUCAGACUCUUCAAACUGAAGCAUCUCGAACAGCUCAUAGAGGUGGUCGACUAUUUGAACCUAAAAUUUGGCAUUGUCCACGGAGACAUAGCACCUCGAAACCUCGUCAUCAAUCCUGUCACGGAAGUGCUACAGAUUUUUGACUUUAGUUGUGCUGCAAAGCUUGGAUGGAAGGGCGCUAUGAAAGAUUUUCGGCUUUUCAACAACUCGGGCAGCUUCAAGAUCGAUCUCAUGGGCGUCGUAGCCACCGUGUAUGAGGUCAUUACCCAAGAUACCCAGCUCGCAGAGCAGGUUCUCCUUGGCGCGGAUAUAUCCACGAUCGAGGAGAGGAAAUGGACCAAGCACCCUGAAGUGCGUCUCGACAGAGACAUCGAACACUAUCGGCGGACCCUUCGAGGCUGGCUGCACCGGCGAAAUCAGCCAGAAAAUUUGAUCACACACUACACACAGGCCCCGAGGCCCCUGGAGUGGCCGCAGUCCUGGCGACCGGAAGUUCCGUGGCUAGAUGAAGAUGGAAAACCGAUUGGAGAAGCCAGACCAAGUAGCUUUGUGCCGCGGGCUGGGCUCAGAGCCGCGGGCCUCAAGUUCGUCGAGUGGGAGCGGCCUGCCCACAACAAGAUCCCGGAUGGCUUCCGCGUACUUGCAAAUGGGACGCUGGUUGCGCAGACGGAUUUAGACUAG
Diaporthe amygdali is the source of this 2052-nucleotide messenger RNA. RefSeq lists its product as uncharacterized. The coding region runs from base 1 to 2052 and encodes 683 amino acids. Gene Ontology annotation, molecular function: protein kinase activity. Lineage: Eukaryota; Fungi; Ascomycota; Sordariomycetes; Diaporthales; Diaporthaceae. The record is from RefSeq and is a predicted model, not a curated record. The transcript is spliced from 6 exons. Gene Ontology annotation, biological process: protein phosphorylation.